AGAUUAGUCCUGCUCCGUGGCCACACUAAAUAGCAGAUUUUCUCAGUUGCUGUAAUAUCUUCAAAAUAGUUUGAGUAUUAAUGUGUUGAAGUUAAAAUUAAAAAAUAGAAAUGGAAUUCUUCCAAAAUGAUGGCCAGGAACCCAACUCUGUUGAACAAAAGCAGUGGGAUGUGUUUGUGGAAACUCCCGUCGAAGAAGAUGAUCUCACCGAGACUUCCAAAUGGGUAGAUUUGAUUAUGAAGAUCAUGAAAGUCAUCACCUACAUCAUCACUCUAACCAUCGUUCUCUCCUCGGCUGUUGUGUCAAAGGUUACCCUCUUGUUUAUGACUUCACACGUGAAAGAAGAACGCACAGUCCAGGUUUGCAAGAAGGGGCUAAAUCUAGAACGGGGCAAAUAUUACCAAGCAGCCAUACCAGAUGAAGAAAGAGUAGCAUGGAUAUGGACCCUAUUUUUUUCACUCAUAAUUCCAGAAAUUUUAACACUUUUUAGAAGUUCAAGAAUUUGCAUCUUCAAAUCUCACAAAAAGCCUACUCUUAGAACAUUCUUUACUGUCUUCAUCACUGAGUCACUGCACGUUCUAGGCCUUGUACUUCUAGUUUUUGUUGUUCUACCUGACUUGGACGUCGUGAAAGCAGUUAUGCUGACAAAUUGCGUUUGUUUCAUGCCUGGGUUAUUUGGAUUAUUAUCACGCCAUAAUACUGAAGAGAGGCGACCACUUAAAAUAUUUUUUGAUAUAUUUUCAUUAGUAGCACAAGCAACUGGUUUCGUAGUAUGGCCUUUGGUAUCUAAUAAUACUCGAUGUUGGGCAAUCCCUCCAGCUAUUAUCUUAGUAUUCAUUAACUGUUGGGAGAAUUACACUGACAAGCGGUCACCAAUAUAUUUGAUGAAAAUACUAGCUGAUGCAAAGGAUGACUUGCAGAAUAGUAGAUAUUUCACAUAUGUCUUUAUUUCAGUUUGGAAAAUGUUGUUAAUAUUUUGUAGCAUGUUGGUCUUUCUACUGAUGAACAUGAACGAUGUGACGUCACUCUUUCGAGGAUUUAAGGUUAGUUUUCAAAACCAUUCCAUUAUAAAUGAUCAAAUUAGGAAUUCUGCCGCAUUAACCGAGUCGCCAGCAACAACAUUGCAUCUGGACUAUCCAACUGAGAUAUCAUCGAGUGCAAUGACUCCCAUUUAUGUUCUUCUUGUACAUGUAUUUGCUUCGCGACUUUGUUAUAUAUGCGGCAAAUUUACUUGUAAAAUAUGCAUUCAAGGGUUCAGUUUUGCUUUUCCUAUUAGUCUAACAAUCCCUGUUUGUGUGUCCGCUCUUAUUGCAUUUUGUGGAGUUCAAACAGAGGAAGUUUGUUUCUUCGAAAAACUUUUUCCAGAGCACUCCUUUUUUUGGACCUGUCCUGAGGGUGAGGUUUUUGCAGAUUUUGUUUCUAAACAGUAUGCAUGGAUGUGGUUAUUUUGGCUGUUGUCACAAACGUGGAUAGUUGUGCACAUCUGGACACCAAAAUGUGAAAGAUUGGCAUCAACUGAGAAACUUUUUAUAAAUCCAAUGUAUGUGAGUGCUUUGAUUGAUCAAUCUCUGGCUUUAAAUCGAAGGCGAGACGAUGAAGCUGAAAUCAAAAGCGAAGAUCUUGACGACUUAGAAAAGGAGGAGACCCAAAUGGCAGAAGUUUAUAAAACAGAACCUUCACAUGUCGAUAUACAACAGCAUGUGUCAUCUCAAAACGCUAGAAAUGCAAACAACAUAACAAGGAUUUAUGCAUGCGCAACUAUGUGGCACGAGACAGGAGAAGAAAUGUUUAAGAUGUUGAAGUCCGUAAUGAGAAUGGAUGAAGAUCAGUGUGCACGAAAAAAUGCCCAAAAAUUCCUUGCUGUUGUGGACCCAGAUUAUUACGAGUUUCAAGGAAAAACUUAUUCAGUAUCUAUUUUCAGCAAUGUGCAUCAAGUCAAUAUGAAAUUGAAACCUCCUAGAAAAACCCCAACUCCAUACGGUGGUCGUUUACUUUGGAUAAUGCCUGGAAGAAACAAGUUGAUUGCACACCUGAAGAAUAAAGAAAAGAUACGUCACAAAAAACGGUGGAGUCAGGUGAUGUACAUGUACUACCUUCUUGGCCACAAACUUAUGGAGUGUUCCUUUACGGUUGAACAAAAAGACAAACGAGCAGAAAACACCUACAUUCUUGCUCUAGACGGCGAUAUCAACUUCCGGGCUGACGCUGUACGACUUUUAGUUGAUCUAAUGAAAAAGAAUAAAACACUUGGAGCUGCAUGUGGCCGUAUUCAUCCAGUAGGGUCAGGUGCUAUGGUUUUAUAUCAGAAAUUCGAAUAUGCCAUUGGUCAUUGGCUCCAGAAAGCUACUGAACAUAUGAUUGGAUGCGUCCUUUGCAGUCCUGGGUGUUUCUCACUGUUUCGUGUAAAAGCUUUGAUGGAUGACAAUGUGAUGAGAAAGUACGCCACGAAAUCUGAAGAACCUAUACACUACGUACAGUACGAUCAAGGAGAAGACCGUUGGCUAUGCACGCUUCUACUUAAACGUGGCUACAGGGUUGAGUACAGUGCUGCCUCAGAUGCCUACACUCAUUGCCCAGAAAGUUUUGGUGAGUUCUUCACACAACGACGUCGCUGGGCUCCAUCGACAAUGGCAAACAUCAUGGACCUUUUGAGUGACUACAAAAAAACUGUGGCCAUUAAUGACAACAUAUCUUUCCUUUAUAUUUUGUACCAAGGAAUGCUGAUGAUUGGUACAGUUCUUGGUCCUGGAACUAUCUUCCUCAUGUUACUUGGAUCCAUGGUAGCUGCCUUCAGAAUCGAUAAUUGGACUUCAUUUUGGGCCAAUUUGAUCCCUAUAAUGUUUUUCACAAUCAUCUGCUUUGUUACUAAGAAUGACAUUCAGAUACUAAUAGCACAGAUCCUCAGCUCAGCAUACGCAUUGCUUAUGAUGGCUGUUCUUGUAGGUACUGCUAUACAGCUUACUGAAGACGGUAUCGGAUCUCCAUCGGCGAUAUUUUUGAUUGCAUUAGUGUCAAGUUUUUUCAUCUCAGCUAUAUGUCACCCGCAGGAAUUUUCUUGUAUAAUGUCUGGUGUUCUUUACUUUAUAAGUGUGCCUUCGAUGUAUCUGCUACUUAUCAUCUACUCUCUGGUAAACCUAAAUGUUGUAAGCUGGGGAACAAGAGAAGUUCAGACCAAUAUAAAGCAACUGUUAGAGCAAGAGCAAAAAGAAGAAGAAGAAAUUAAAAAUAAACAAAGCAAGGAAUCUGAAAUAUUUGGAUGGUUGGGUUUCGGUGGAAAUAAUAAAGAAGAAGAUGGUGGAAUAACUUGUAAUGUUGCUAACUUGUUUAAAUGUAUGUUUUGCAUCUACCCGAAGGCAAAUGAUGAAAAGCUGCAACUCAUUAGAGUCAGUGACCAACUUGAGAGCCUAUAUAAGAAAAUUGAAACUUUAGAACAUCGACUUGGAACAACAAUCGGCACAUCUUUCCAUAUGAAGUCCUCUAUUCGCCGUCAUUCACAAAAAACUCCCGAAAGCUUGCCCACUGUUGAAGAAGGUGAAGAUGAAAAGGAAAGAGUGGAAUAUACAAACCAAUUUGACGAAUCAAUCGAAGAACCAACUUUAAAAAGGGAUGACGAGAAAAAUCCAUAUUGGAUAGAAGACGAAUGUUUGGUUGGUAGUGAGUUGGUAUAUCUUGAGGAAGCAGAGUCCACUUUUUUCAAGGACUUAAUUGCCAAAUAUCUGAAGCCACUUCUAAAAAAUAAAGAACAAGAGGCUCGAGUAGCUACUGAACUGAAAGAGUUACGAAACAAAGUUGUGUUUGGCUUUCUUAUGACUAACGCCUUGUUCAUUCUCAUUGUGUUUUUGUUGCAGCUUAACAAAAAUCAGCUGCAUAUUAGGUGGCCUUUAGGGGUGAAAAGUAACGUUACGUACAUUCCAAGCACCAAAGAGAUCAAAAUCGAGAGCGAAUACUUAAAAUUAGAGCCAAUUGGUUUGGUAUUUGCCACUUUCUUUGCUACAAUUUUGAUUAUCCAGUUUAUUGGAAUGGGUUUCCACCGAUUUGCUACUUUUUCCCACAUUUUGGCAUCCAUUGAGCUGAAAUGUUGUAACCAGAAAGUCGAAGAUAUAAGUGAUGAUGCUUAUAUUGAUAAGCAUGCAGUUAAUAUAGCUAGACAACUGCAGAAACUGCGUGGCUUACAUGAUGACGAAGUUGCAGAAAAUACGAAGAAAGGAAGAAAGCGACUGGAAAGAAGAAAGACCAUUCAUAAUCUGGAGAAGAGGCGUUUUCAGAAGCCUGGGGUUGACUCUUUGGACAUGGCUUUCCAUACAAGGCUUUUCAGUAUUUCUGAGGAAAGUCCAGAUAAACCGAUUCUACAGAACCUUCGUUGUUUUAGCCGUCGUAAUACCCUAAAGGCAUUGGAGAACCGUAGAAAUACAGUGGUUGGCCGAAAAGCGAGGUUAAGCUCUGUCGGAGAUACAAUGCAGUUCAGCGAUAGUGGCAUUUCAGAUUCUAUGACUAUACAGAGAUUACUUCAUUCUCCUCGACGGUCAAUAGAAGGAAUAAGCAAUCACGCUUAUACACUCUAUAAUGACAACAGCGAGUCUGAUAUGCAGAUGAGUGUGUUGAAUGAAACAUUUUCAGAAAACAUUCAAGAUCACUUAAAACCCAUCACUGAUGUAUGAACAACCUUUUUCGUAAUGAAAAAAAAAAGGACCUGUGGAACUUUAUCAGAGCUAAAGGUUUACAAAUUCAUGUGCAAUUCGUACUCUUAACAAGUAUUUUAAUAGCAUAUGGUACAGAAAAAAAAAUUAUCGGGAAGAAAAUCAUCAAAAUGUUAAACUCUGUUAUAUCAAAAUAAUCAGAGUAUAACGAUUUUUAAUAAUUAGUCUCUUAUCAAGUAUUCUAAUAUAUGUGCUGUACAGAAAACGCUAUCAGGAAGGAAUUAAUCCAAAUAUUAAGCAAGUUUUAUAAAAUUAAUCUGAGUGCAAGGAUUUGAAAUAAUUAGUUAUAUUUCUCUUUUGGGAUUGUUUAACCAAACAGUAUUCUUGAAUACAUUAAUGUGAUUUUUAUAAAUUUCCUCAGAAUUUGAUUUGUUUUUAAAAACAGUGCUUCACCUAACAAUCCAAGUUAUAUCUUUAAAAUAAUGAUUUAAUAUUUAAAUUUAAGCAUAUUUUUUUACAUAUUCAUGCAGGUUAACUCGAAGGUAAUUUAUAUUUUAUUGUGAACAAAAUAAAUUCUCAUUUACCAUCUAUUCAUCAAGUAUAAAAUAGGUCCUUAUACUAUUUAAUUGCAGUCUGUGCAAACAAUCGCCGGUAAUCGAAUACGCCUACCUGGCUUGGAUUAAUGUUACAUCACCCAUGAGUUAAACAGAAAUUAGAAACUAUACAAAACUCAGUCCUCACUACAGCAUAUAAUGUUCCAUGCACAACAAGUUCAGUUUUCCUACACAAUUAUGUGAACUUACAGCCACUCUACGACAGACUACUGAAUAGAUCGGUCACCUAUUUUCGGAAAAACUUAAAAAUGAAUUAGUACGUUCACUACAUUAUACAUGAUAGAAAUGAGCCUAAGUUCCUCUCCCUAUCAAUAUGUACAAUAAGUAUAGCAAUCAGCCACUUACUGUUAGACUUACUUAACCAUAUCAUUUGUAUGAUGUAUUCAUGUAUUAUUAGGGUAUUAAUGUUAAAUACAUACUAAAUGUAUUGCCAAAUGAACAAGCAUUGGAAUAUAUGGGACUAUUUGUAUAAUGUAAGAUUUUUACAUUCCAAAUGAAGCAAAGUGUGUACCAGUGCAAAUUCUGAACGUUGAACAAAAAUGAACGUGGCUCUGAUAGGGGUAGUGUAAUUAUAAUAGUGAUUUUACACAAAUACAGAACCUUCAGUUAUGUGAUGUUUAGCAUUAAACAGAUUUCUUAAUUUAACAGUGACGACCUAAACGAAUCACAGUAACAUCAGUAUCGGAGGGGGGAAGAAGUCUACAUUGGACCUGACCCUCCCAGAUCCAGAUCAAAACCUAUUAUUACCUAACAUGGUAUAUUAUUAAUGCAAAUAUUGAUUAACUUUAUCAAAUAAUUACUUUCACCUGAAAUAAAGAAACAUGAUAUACAUUCCAUUUUCGAUUGGCAGUGUAAUUACUUUAUGAAACGUCAAUUUCUGCAUUAAAUAAACAAGAUAUCUAUUUUCAAUCUUAAAUAAUGGCAUUUUUUAACAUAAACUGUCUUCAAAUUUCUUCUUCGUGUACUUUCAAUGAUUCUUUCAUGUCAGAUCAACAUAUGUCCUAAUUCGCUUUCAGAAAAAUAAGUAAUUUACAUUCAGUAGUUUUCCAUAGCAUAAUUGCCAUGAGGAUGGAUCAUUUCACGUAUAACUAAUUCUUCGUGAUCAAAUGUGUAUGUAUAUAUUUUUAUUAUAGGCAUACUUUAUUUCCUUUAGUUUUUUACUGAUUCAGACCUUCGUUAUAAACUGCUUUGUUUUUCUUUCUGUCACUAUUUAUCGUUUCUGAAAAAUAUCCUAAAACUUUUUUAGUAGGGAGUAUCUAACUGGUGAAAAUCUUCAGUGUUUUCCAGGGCUAACUUCAUAACUUGGUUAUAUUUUCUGUUAAUAUAUGCUUCAGGCAUAAUAUUUGGUUUAUUUUAAUCUCUACUUCUUAAAUAAACCGUUGAUGGUCUGAUGGUAUAAUAACAGUUUCAAAUAUUGUUUGGUAUUAAUUAGUAUUUGGAAAUUUCACAUUAUUAUUUAUCUGCGACCCAUUUUCAAUCCGAUAUAUUGAAGAAGUUUUGUUAACUUACUAAAUGUCUACACAAGAUUAUUUAUAACUGGUUAAUCAAAAUUCAAGACCCUUUUUUGUUUGUUAACUGUCUUCAGACAUUGACCUUUUCUCAUUUUAUAAAUGUUUGUUUGUUAAGCGCAAAGAAACACAAUGGGCUAUUUGUGAUCUGCCCACUUCGGGUGAUAAUUUUUAGCGUAAUAAUUCCUGAGGCCUACCGAUGAGCCACCGAAGACAUUUUCCAACAAAUAACAACCUAAAUAUUCUUAGAUUUGAUCAAAAAUAAAAAUCGUUGUUUUCCAUUGCUUAUAUCAAAACUAAAAAUACAUGUCCUUCACAGAUAAAUGUUACUAAAGAAGGAAUAUCGUUGAUACUUAGUGUUUUUGUUGUUGUUGUUUUCAACAAAUAUAUAUAACUAUAAUACAAGUUUUAUACUUAAGGAGAUAUAGAUUUAUUUGAUUAUUUGUGUCAGUCAGUAGCUGAAAAUAUGCUUAGGUAUCAUUUAUACAUAAUACGUUUUAUUUCAAGAGUCAUAUAUGUGUUAGAUAUCUAAGAGUAUUGUCAAGUUUGUAGUUUUGUUGCUUUAUAUUAUAUACAAAAUAUGUUAUUUGAAUUUUCAUCCUUUUAAAAUGAGUUCGUUUUCAACUCCCCCCCCCCCAAAGGCACAGAUGCAUGUCAACGGACUUACAACGCUAGAAACCAAGUUUCGAUACCCGUGGUGGGCAGAGCACAGAUAGCCCAUUGUGUAGCGUUGUGCUUAACUACAAACAAACAAACAAUCGUUUUAACCACCUUAUCAAAACAUUAAAAAUAGCAUGUAUAUCUUAUCAGAACGGUAAAAAGGUUAUACUUGACACGGAUAAAAAUCAAGAUAAUUAUAUUUGUCGAAGCUCAAAAAAAUAGCGUGAAAUUUAUCUUGUAUCAGUUACAUAAUGCAAAAGAAUUUAUUUAAUCACAUGCAUCCGAAUAUCUUAAUAAAGGGCAAAUACAGUGAGUUUUCUCUGUCUUGCACGCAUAUGGUUUAAUUUUUUCCUUACCCUAUUUUCCAUCACGAUUAAUUAGACCCAACUUGUUAUAAUUCUGAAACCAUCCAAACACACUUAAAUAUUAUAGCUGUCUAAUAAGUUUCCGUUUCAUAAAUAAUACAUUCAAACAUUAUUGAAAAAAACUAAUCGAUGGAGCAAAGAUUUAAUUCAUGAGCAUUGUGACAAACCCUGACUGUAAAAAUAUAGUUUAUACAAAUAAACGUAGUUCUACGUAAUCUUUAAAAGUAACUAUUACUUAACAAACACAAAAAUACGAAACGUUUUCGAAAGGUGGACCUUUCUUUUUCAGGGGCGACCUUCUUCAGUUAAUUAGUGAACCUCUUACCAUGUUAUAGAUAUAUUAUUGGGUGUUUUAGUCAGUCAGUUUUAUGUUGUGUCAUAGUUACUAGAGAAAACUUAAUAAACGAUCUUUUAGUUUUAUCUGUGAGUUAGGCUUAUCAACGAAUGUAGCCUGUAGAACUUGUGUGUUACAAGCGAAUGAAUAAAUAACUCGUUAGAAAUAAA
Messenger RNA from Limulus polyphemus (Atlantic horseshoe crab), 8288 nucleotides. RefSeq lists its product as uncharacterized. The transcript has 14 exons. Gene Ontology annotation, molecular function: chitin synthase activity. Gene Ontology annotation, cellular component: cell septum; cell periphery. The record is from RefSeq and is a predicted model, not a curated record. NCBI's taxonomy places the organism in Eukaryota, Metazoa, Arthropoda, Merostomata, Xiphosura, Limulidae. The coding region runs from base 111 to 4658 and encodes 1515 amino acids.